UUUAUGUUGUGAAUAAUGGAAAUGUUUUUGAUGUUACAGAUAUUAUCUUCUAUUUAUUUCUUUUUUAUGUUGCAUGUGGCCAAAAGAUACAUUCAGCUGUCGUUUAUUCAUUCUAUUAUUCUCUCUUUUACUGCAGACACUUUCACUUGUGAUUUUGAACCGGAUGGGAAAGUGAUGAUUAAGGGUAUUACAUCAACUGGCGAACAAACAGUUAAGAAGAAUAACAUGGAAUUUGUCAUGCUAUCACAAAAUUUAUGUCCACCUGGUGAAUUCUCCAUCUCAUUCCAGCUACCAGGGGCAAUUGAUCAUCAGCAAGUAAAAGCUGUUUUUGGAAUAGAUGGGGUUUUUGAAGGAGUUGUUAAGAAAAGACAACCAAGUAGUUUCUGAACUGGUUGAGUUUUCUCUGGUCCAAAACCUCAACUUGGUAUGUUGAAAAUAUGAAGAAACACACAUUCACCUUGCAUUUAUUUUUUCAUAUGACUUGCUAGUUGUCCUGCUUAAUUUCGUUU
Messenger RNA from Olea europaea var. sylvestris, 509 nucleotides. Its product is annotated as alpha-crystallin domain-containing protein 22.3-like. The record is from RefSeq and is a predicted model, not a curated record. The transcript has a single exon. Lineage: Eukaryota; Viridiplantae; Streptophyta; Magnoliopsida; Lamiales; Oleaceae. Gene Ontology annotation, cellular component: nucleus. Bases 16 to 387 code for a protein of 123 amino acids.